Stereum hirsutum FP-91666 SS1 is the source of this 1332-nucleotide messenger RNA. RefSeq lists its product as uncharacterized. Gene Ontology annotation, biological process: RNA polymerase II preinitiation complex assembly; DNA-templated transcription initiation. The record is from RefSeq and is a predicted model, not a curated record. Gene Ontology annotation, molecular function: TBP-class protein binding; DNA binding; protein heterodimerization activity. The coding region runs from base 52 to 1254 and encodes 400 amino acids. The transcript is spliced from 6 exons. Lineage: Eukaryota; Fungi; Basidiomycota; Agaricomycetes; Russulales; Stereaceae. Gene Ontology annotation, cellular component: SLIK (SAGA-like) complex; transcription factor TFIID complex; SAGA complex.
CAAACAUCCACCGUUGUACCAAAUUGUAUCAGAACCGACUCGAAACAUAACAUGUCCACACCCAACCCAAAUCCCAACCCGAACCCCCCUGCAAAUGCAAACCAGACACCGACCCCGAACCCAAACGUCCCACGACCAAAUGGAAACGACCAAGUCUCAACGGGAAACAUCAUCUCAGCGCUUGGCAAUGCGUUCAAGACGCAGACGGGAGAACCGCUCCCUGGAGACCGGAUUGCUCAGCUUUUGUUGCAGAAUAUGGGACAGUUAAGCGAUUUGGUGAAGCAGGGGAAGUUGAAUCAGCAGCAGAUUAUACAGUUGAAGGAAUAUGCGGACAAGCAUAAGAACUCGGUCGCGUCUUCGUCCUCGGGUACACCGGCACCAGGGGCUGCACAUUCGAGUCCUGCACCUGCACAGCAACAACCUACACAGUAUGUGCAACAGCAGCAGCAGCAGCAACAGCAACAACAACAACAGAAUCAGUCGCUACCUAGUCCUUCAAAGCCCUCGCCCCUAACCACAACCACCGCCCCUCACGCCGCCUUCAAAUCGAACUCUCCCGCACCACUACUGGGCACGAACACGACCCCAGACGCGUAUCCUAUAAGCUCUACCCUCAAUACGAAUAAUCCGGGGCCGGUGCAGUGGUCGACCACGCAGAUGGGGAGGCCAACGUUGACUGGUGGGCAGGCUGCUGGGAGGAUCGCUGGGACGCCGGCCCAGGUCAAGCCGAGUAGCGAGGAGACGUAUACGCCGGACGAUACACGUUCGAGAAGAAAGUCGACUCCGGGGGAUCAGAGUAUGAGGAGGACGAUCCAGGACCUGGUGUCGAGCGUCGACCCGAACGUGAAGAUAGAGCCGGAGGUCGAGGAUCUGCUCCUAGACAUUGCAGACGAGUUCAUCGAGUCCGUGACCAACUUUGGGUGCAGACUCGCAAAACAUAGGGGAGGCGACACACUGGAAGUCAGAGACCUGCAGCUUCACCUCGAACGUAACCACAACAUCCGCAUACCCGGCUUCUCAUCCGACGAAACCAGAAUCUCAAUGUCCCAAACCGGAGUCCCCUCCGCCCUCCCCGCAGCAUCUGCUCUCACCGGCGGUGGCUCCAGCGGAGGCGGGGGUGGUGGAGGGAUAGGAGGUGCAGGUGCAGGUGCAGGCGGUGGUGCGAAGAAGGCGGGACAGGGCGGGCAGAUGAGUGUUAGGAGUCAUAGGUUGGCGCAGGUGCAGCAGGCGAAGAGGGAGGCGAAGUUGAUGUAGGGUCGGUGGGCAAGGGUGGGAGGGGUGGCGGGGAUAGAUUUUUGGACUUUCGGUUCGUGAUUGUAUGAUCAGAAUGCC